Messenger RNA from Poecilia latipinna (sailfin molly), 845 nucleotides. RefSeq names its product Fc receptor-like protein 5. Lineage: Eukaryota; Metazoa; Chordata; Actinopteri; Cyprinodontiformes; Poeciliidae. The record is from RefSeq and is a predicted model, not a curated record. Gene Ontology annotation, biological process: immune response; cell surface receptor signaling pathway. The coding region runs from base 1 to 759 and encodes 252 amino acids. Gene Ontology annotation, cellular component: external side of plasma membrane. The transcript is spliced from 5 exons. Gene Ontology annotation, molecular function: transmembrane signaling receptor activity.
AUGGUUAGUGUGGAAGGGAUGGGAGACAUGAAAGAAGUCUUGAGAGCCUCUCUGACUGUGGAUCCCAGCAGCUCCCAGAUAUUUGAAGGUGAGCCGCUGCGUCUGAGCUGUGACGACGACAUCAGCAGCUCUGCUGGAUGGAUCCUGAGGAGAAACACCAGCAACCAGCACAUGACUGAGUGUGGAGUGAAAUGGGGAAGAAGGACGGGCGCCACCUGCAGGAUCAGUCUGACCGUCUCAUGGGACAGCGGCCUCUACUGGUGCCAGUCCACAGAGGGAGUCAUCAGCAGCAUGGUCAACCUAACUGUCACUGGUGGAUCAGUGAUCCUGCAGAGUCCUGUCCUCCCUGUGAUGGAGGGAGAUGACGUCACUCUGAGCUGCAGAGCAAAGAGUCCAGCCCACAACCUCCCAGCUGCUUUCUAUAAAGAUGGCUCCUUCAUUGGUGAUGGACCAUCAGGUCACAUGACCCUCCUCCAUGUCUCCAGCUCUGAUGAAGGCCUCUAUAAGUGCAGCAUCAGCGGUCAGGGAGAGUCUCCAUCCAGCAGGAUCUCUGUGGAAGUCUCAGCUUCAGCUCCGCCUCCUGUAGAAGAAGGUCUGCACUUUGUGUUCCACGUUCUGCUCCACCUGUUGGUGUUCUGUCCAUACUUCAUCUGCACUGCCCUCCUGGUCUCUGUGUGUCGAAGCAGAACCACAGAGCCAGGAUUGGAUGAUGAAUACGAUGAUGUCGCCACACCUGUCGCCACAGAACAUCACUUCUGAUUCCAGCUGGGUGGAUCUGUUGGAUCAACAUGAGUCUUCCCUGGUUUCUCCUUCUUCUGCUUAAUAAAGGCCACACCUGAUGCCUA